ACUCCGUAGCGUAGUAGUGGAACCGACGCUCUUCGUCAGUAUAUAUAUAUUCUAAUAUCGUUCUACGCACGAUACGCGGUUCGCCCAUUCGUUUUCCGUCUCUCGUCUGCAGUACUCGCCUAUACGUACCUGCCUGCAACACCGUACACGACAGCAGUGUUGUAAAUAGUAUCUAGAACGUCUAUAUAUAAAUACUGUAGAUUUUUACCGUCGUCGAUCGAUUUCGUUUAACUUCUCCGGUUGCGAUCAUGGAAGCUUUUAUGAACAAAAAAUAUAAGCUGAGCUCUAGCGAAAAAUUCGACGAGUACAUGAAAGCUUUGGGUGUUGGAAUGAUGACCCGUAAAUUAGGUAAUACCGUAUCUCCGGUGGUGGAGCUGACCAAAAGCGAUGAUGGCAAAUUUGUGCUAUCGUCAAACUCAACGUUCAAAAACUCAUCGAUCGCGUUCAAACUCAACGAGGAAUUCGAUGAGGAGACACCCGAUGGCCGCAAAGUGAAGUCGACUAUCAUUCAAGAUGGAAACAAGCUAGUACACACUCAAAAAUGCGACAAACAUAGCGACACCACGAUCGUCAGGGAAUUCGAACCAGAUCAGUUGAAAAUGGUCUUGACUGUCGAUGACAUCACUUGUACCAGGGUCUACAAACCAGUCCAAUAAAUAUAAUGUAUUACAAUAUGUAUAAUAUUAAUUGUACCAUUUAAUUACUAUAAAAUUCAGAUCUUUUACAACUUAUUCGAAAUUUGACCUACUAUAUUUAUUAAUUAUAAUGUUAUACAUGUGAUUACUGAUUAAUGACAUAAUUACACGAACUAUAUUUAUUUAAUUUUAA
Molecule: messenger RNA, 828 nt
Organism: Rhopalosiphum maidis (corn leaf aphid)
Lineage: Eukaryota; Metazoa; Arthropoda; Insecta; Hemiptera; Aphididae
Product: fatty acid-binding protein, muscle-like
Exons: 3
Coding region: 249-656 (135 amino acids)
Biological process (GO): fatty acid transport
Cellular component (GO): cytosol; nucleus
Molecular function (GO): fatty acid binding
Source: RefSeq, a predicted model, not a curated record